Dibothriocephalus latus is the source of this 393-nucleotide messenger RNA. NCBI's taxonomy places the organism in Eukaryota, Metazoa, Platyhelminthes, Cestoda, Diphyllobothriidea, Diphyllobothriidae. The record is from the annotation of a GenBank genome assembly.
GAAAAUCGGCCGGCUCCCAACACAAUCUGCGUAGCCAAUCACACCACCCCCGUGGACUUUGCCGUUUUAGCUAGUGACAACACAUAUGCAGUGGUUGGACAGAAACAGGGUGGAUUCUUCGGCCUUGUUGAGCAAAUUCUUUCAAGCGCAGUGCCCACAAUUUGGUUUGAUCGUAGUGAAACUUUUGACCGCAGCGCUGUUGCCAUGCGUCUCCGCGAACACGUAGCCACCCCUGGGGCACCUCCCAUACUAAUCUUUCCUGAGGGUACAUGUAUCAACAAUACAUCAGUGAUGAAGUUCAAGAAAGGUUGCUUCGAAGUCGGCGCUGUAAUUCACCCUGUCGCUAUACGCGUGAGUGCCUUUUAUGAUUUCUACUUGCUGUCAUCACCGUAA